AUGUCUGACGCCCCUGCCCCCACUGUUCCUAAAGGCCACCCUCUCGCCGAGCUUGGAAAGUCCUCCAAGCCUUUGGAUGAGCUGAAGCGUGUUUACUCCAACAAGGAGACCCGUGAGGAGGCCCUGCCUUGGUUCUGGAACGAGUUCUACAACGACGAGGAGUGGUCGCUCUGGAAGCUCGACUACAAGUACAACGACGAGCUCACCUUGACUUUCAUGUCCAACAACCUGAUCGGUGGCUUCUUCAACCGUCUUACUGAGUCCACCAAGUACAUCUUUGGCUGCGCCGUUGUCUAUGGUGAGAACAACGACAACGGUAUCCAGGGUGCCUUUGUUAUCCGCGGCAAGGACUACAAGCCCGCUUUCGACGUCGCCCCUGAUUGGGAGUCUUACAGCUUCACCCGUCUUGAUGCCUCCAAGCCUGAGGACCGCGCUCUCGUCGACGACCUCUGGGCCUGGGACAAGCCUCUUCUCAUUGACGGCAAGGAGCGUGAGAUUGCCGACGGCAAGGUCUUCAAAUAA
This is a messenger RNA of Wickerhamiella sorbophila, 522 nucleotides long. RefSeq names its product Elongation factor 1-gamma 2. The record is from RefSeq and is a predicted model, not a curated record. Gene Ontology annotation, cellular component: nucleus; cytoplasm. Gene Ontology annotation, molecular function: translation elongation factor activity. Bases 1 to 522 code for a protein of 173 amino acids. Gene Ontology annotation, biological process: translational elongation. Lineage: Eukaryota; Fungi; Ascomycota; Dipodascomycetes; Dipodascales; Trichomonascaceae. The transcript has a single exon.